CGUCAUGAUGUGAACCGCUUCUACUCGGUGGGCUGCACCCUGGAUAAUCGCAGGGUUUCCAUCUUGCGACGUCCGUGUCGCCCAUCCAGGGACACAUGGAUGCGAGCAACGGACAAAAGCCCGUUGUCGGGCAACCCCUCACGGGUGGGGUGGCGGCGGACAAGGGCAAGGAGUGGCAGAUGGAACUGUUAAUGGAGAAGCUGCGCUCCAAAGCCUCCACCUUCAAAUCAUUCAUGGAGACUGCCAAGAAUCUCCGCAUGGCUAUGCUGGAUAAGCGGUUUUCUUUGGACAGUGUCGAAAAGAACCAGCUUCAGAAAUGCCUGGACACGCUGCAGCAUUCCAUCAAAGUAACCUCCCUUCAGUCCAUGGUGGAGCGCUUGGAGAGCCUCACUCGACAACUAGGGUUAAAAUUCAUGAUGUCUGGUCCACCAGGCACGGAACUAUUCAUAUCUUCGGAUAUGUUUUUCCUGGAAGUAUUGUUAGAGCCUACUGGAGUGGUCAAAGAUGUAAAGAUACACCACGAAGGAAAGAAUGAACAACAGAGUUGCGAGGAAUUGGUCGCUUGUCUUUCUCGGGGAGAUUUCGUUGACUUUACGACCCAAUUGGAAGGCCUUGCUUCGAUCUACCAAUUGAACGCGGAUAAAAAAGUUAAAUGCAAGGCCUUUAGCGCACUGCAAUCUCUCGAAGCAGACCUCGGUGUGCUCGCCCAGUUGCAGACUUUCAUUAAGGAGCCCUUCAAUCUCGUGCACAAAAGUCCCGUUGGAAUACUGGAGAGGAGAAAAGGUGGUCACGCAAUGAAAUUAACGUACUUCGCGUCUCCUUAUGACUUAAUCGACCUAGACAAUAGAAGUUGUGACGUACUAAGUCCAGAGGUUGUGAUCACAAGGAAGAUCGGUCACUCCGUCACUGUGUGCAUGGAAGGAUCUACGGCGCAUAAAUUGCCAACGUCUAGUAUUAUCACGGUCAACAGAAGUCCUUCUGGAAAAAGUACCCCUUCGUACGCUCCACUGACUGGAGCCAAUUCAUCGAUGUUGCCUGCCUGUUUCGUGCUAAAACUGGCGAGGAAAAUGCCCAUGUGCCUGGAACUGGUUCGCCGGAUACAGAAGGUCACAGAGAUGGAGUGUGGGGACGUGUCGACGCCUCAUCCUCUCUUGAGCCUCAUAGUUCAACACGCCAGCGAGGGCCAGCUCGACUGUCACAACAAUCGAGGACUUUACGUCACUCUGCCGGACCAGCAGCACUGCUACUUCAUGACGGAGAACAAGAGCAUGGAGGGCGUCCUGGUUGGCAGCAUUCCGUUCACCCACCCGGCUCACGUGCCGCAGAUCUUGGUGUACCUUCGACAACAAGCACUCUUCAAUUCUUUGCUGUCGAGCUGCGUGAGGCCGAUGGCUCGCCAGGAGUUGGAGCACACGACGAUGUUCGAGGUGAGCGCUCUGUCCUGGCAGCACAUUUCCGUGAGCUUGGAGCAUCCCUUCGAGGAGACGAUGGCCACGGCAGAGCUCGACCUGACCGACAUUUCGGCCCUGAAGUGCAAGCUGUACGGCGUGAGUAUGACGAAUACCGAGCAGACCUCUGAGCUGGCCGCAAGGGUCUUACAGAGGUGCCUUAGCAUUCCGGUGACAAUGAGGACGCUUAUCAAAACCUGGGAAGGACGAGCUACCUUGGUAACCACCAGUGCCCUCGGUGGUACCGGUGGGAACUAUAAUGUGAAUCUAGGGCCGAAUCGCGACCAGAACGGCCACGGGGGAUCCGGAAUGGGCGACUUCAACGGUGGCGAGGUCAAGAUUAAGCAGGAACCUGGCCUCAACGGGAACGGCACGAUCGGCAGACAGCAGGCGACCUCGCAGCAGUCUUUUUUAGAUGCCGGAACGGAAAGUAGUAUCGGUUUUCCGUCGUUCUCCGGCCAAUCCGAUACAACCACUGCCAUGCUGAACCCACUACAGCUGGGGGCUCUUCUGGGACAAGUGAAGAACAGCAGCUCCCCGACCGCUCUACCGGGUCCUUUGGUCGAGAGGCCGAAGAAGAGUCGGAAGAGGAAAACGGCGGAGGGCGGACUUUGGAGGAGUCCCAAGAGAAAGGGGGAGGAACCGGGAGAGAUCCUUCUGGAGAGCUCCAGCUCGGAUUCCACCCCCUUGGGGACUCCGACGGGUCGCGACAACCCCAGCGAGAUCAGGACACCGACGCCUACGUCGGCAGCCGGGUUACCCGGGAACUUGGACCUCUCCGGGCUAGAUCCUGCGGACAUCCUGGGCAACGACAAGAGCUCGGACUACGACCUGGAGAACGAGACCGAGAUCAUGGAGGUGCACGAUCUUCAGGACGUGGAGGAGCUGCUGAAGCGGGAGAGGAAGACGAAGAAAAGGGAGGAGAAGAAGAGCCCCAACAUCUUCGAGGAGGCCUCGAAGAGCCUCGUACCGCCUUCGGUCAGCAUAACGCCAAUAUCCAGCAGCGGAAUGGGGCCGACCACGAACUACAACUCGGUCCUAACGGGGAUGGGUCUGGAGAGGAGGCCAGGCAUCGAGAUCAUCCCCAUAGCCUCGGCUCCUCAGGCCAGCCUGCCCAGCUCGAUCACCAUCACCCCCAUAGCGGGCCCCAAUGCGAAGAAUCUAACCGACGAGCGCAGAGAGCGCAAGUCCUCGAAGAGCAAGAGCGAGGAGAGGAACAAGCUCGAGAAGAAGCGGAAACGCAAACGCGAGGACAGCCCCAUGGGGCCUCCGGAGAAGCUUCCGCCGAAGCAGGACCCUCUGUCGAAGCCGGUCUCCGUCAGCAUCAAGCCGACGGAAUCGCCGCCGAGCUUGGGCUCGAGGCCAGCCUCGCCCUCGACUACCCUGAGGAAGUUCAGUCCUUCGCCGACGCACACCAGCCCUCUAGCUUUGAUGGGUAAGUCGAGUCCAACCUUGAAACAGAGUGUAGCAAACAAGCCCGUACAGAGUCCGAAACACUCACCCGUUUACAACAGCCCGAAGCAUAACUCGAUACCGGCGAGUGCGAGCCCCAAGCACGGGACCUCGUCCCCGAAGCAUGCCGCGAGCUCGACGAGUGCUGGGAAGCCGAGCAUGUCGGCCCUCAAGUCGGCUGCGAGCUCACCGAGUCCUGGGAAGGGCCCGGAGGCUGCACCGGCCAAGCCGAAAUCGUCGGCGAGAGACCCGGCCAGGGAGAAGGAGCGCAAGACCUCUUCCCUGACUUUUGGGGGGUCGGGCCACCAGAGCCCAAAGGCGAAGUCGUCCAGUGGAAAGCUGAAGCAGCUGGAUCUGACUCCGAGCGGGGAGACUCCACCUUCUCUGCCCUCCAGUGGGGGUAGUACUCCUCCGUCUGGUGGCUCGGACCUCGGGAAAUCGGGAACUGCUCAGCAACAGGCCAGGAACCGCAAGGGCUCCCUCAGCGCGGUGAUAGACAAGCUGAAGAACGCCCAGCACUGCAGCGAGGACGGGAGCAACGGGAGCGCCAAGGUACCUGGAGGAGGGAAUACAGGAGGUGGCGGAGCUGGGGGUACCGCGACUCCUGCGGCUCCGGGGACUGGCCAGAAGGACCGGGGGAACAGCUCGAACAAGGUCGUCGACGGGAAGACCGUAGGCGCCGGAGGGACCGCGAAGAACCCCUCGAUGGACUCUAAGAACCCCGCCGAGUACAUGGUGAAGCACAGCUCGGAUGGCAUGAAGAUCACCAUUAAUAAGACCAGGACCAAAGACUCGAAGUCGACGGCGAACCUGAAGAUCUCGUCCUCGUCUUCGUCUUCGUCGGCAGCGGGCGCGGUUUCUGCGGCGACGGCGGCCUCGGCCUCUUCGGGGUCUUCUUCGGGGUCUGGGAACGGCUCGCCGAAGACGCAUACCGGAUUGAAGCCUGGGGUCAACUCGGGUCCGGCUUCCAAGAAGCCUCAGACCCAGACCUCGCCGAAGACGCUGCCUGGGAGCUCUUCGGGGUUGGGAGGCGGGCCUAAAAUCCCAGGAAUCUCCGGACCUAAGAUGCCGGCCACGAAAUCGGUCACCGGUGGGCCUCUCGUCAAGGGCCUCGCCUCGAAGGCGGCCUCGGGCUCCCCGAAGAUGACCGGCUCGUCCGGGGCCACCGAUCUCAGCAGGAACCGCGACAAACCUCGGAUCCCGAAGUCGGGGGAGAAGGGCGUCUUCGGGACGAAAGGGGUCGACGCGAGGAAGUCCAGCCCUUCGGCGCAGCGCGAGGAGAGCGAGAGCGAGAGGGCGUUUAAGUUGCUCGCUGCUCAUGCGUCCAUGUCCAGCUUACCUAGUUUGCCUCCUCAACUCGUGGUCGAGGGUCUGAUGAAGCAGCUGGACACGAACUUCCAGAUCCCGAAGCUUUCCGCAAGGGUGAACGCCGAGGGAUCCGACAAGAAGCCUUCCGACAAGAGUCUCGUCCAGGACGCGAGCAACCCUGGUAGCCGGGGAACCGGGGAAGUCGCGAACAAGCUGCUCGACGGUUUGGGCCCCAAGGUCCCGUCCGAGGCCAACAAACUCCAGGCCAGUUUGGCCACUCCGAAGCUUCCCCAGGAGGAGCCUCGUCGUGACCAAGUUAAAUCGGAGAACCUCUCGGCAGUGGCUGCCGCCAUGUCCUUGAACCUGGGGAACGUCGGUCCCGGGGGCCUGAUGCCGCCCCUGGUCCCGGCUUCUUCGACCUCUUCAACUCCUUCCGUCGCGUCCGCAGGUGCGCCGGUCGUGGCCAACGUCUCCCACGACUCGGACGUCCCGACGAACCUCUCCAUGCAGCCCGGCGACGCCGAGUCCAGGGAUGCCUGCAAGGACCUCCAGGUGCCUAGACCCUCUCAGCAGUUCCUGAACAGCGCCCCGGUCUCCGGGGGCAAGGACGACUCUACCCCUGGCUCCAAGAUCGGCGAGAACCUCGGCAAGCCCGUGUACCCUGGGAUAGGAUCCGGUCCAGGGAACUCGGAGAGCCUCAACCUGAGCACCAAGCCGGCGGAUGCAGCUUCCAUCAAGUACACCCGGACCCCUGAAGAGAGGAAGUCACCUAGUGCCGGGAUGCCCGGUCCUCUGGGCCCUCCUACUGCGAUUACGCCUCUCGAUGUCGGUGCUACUCCGAAGGCACCCAGCUCCCAGGAGGCUGCGGAGAUGCUUCUCGAUUUUUCCACCCCGAAGGAAGUCAAGGCUCUCACCACCGUCCCCGAGAGGGCCAUGACUCAAGCUGCACCUCUCAGGAGAAACACCCCACCUCCGCCUCCGCCUGCCUUCCCGCCCAGCCCUUCCGUCAGCGUACACAUCGUCAAGAGUCCCGCACCCUCGCCCAGGGUCGUCCCGCCAUCCCCACACUCGGCCUCGCCAUGCAUCACCGAUGACGAGCUCAUGGACGAGGCCCUGGUCGGGAUGGGCAAAUGAAGACUGCUGAUAGCCUAGGCGAGGAAUUCUCGGACGGAGCCUGGUCCCCAGGCACUUGUCCCCAGGAACUACCGAGGGGAUGGCGGUGCUCUGACACCUGGUGCACACAUGAGGGUUUUUCCUGCGUCUUUACUUGCUACGAAUAGUCUUAUGGGUGUCGGAUCAUUAAAAAUGAGCAUGUGUGCAUCGGGGUUAAUCUCGCUCACACCCUGGCCGGAAGUACGUCUGGAGUUCCGGAAACGAGCGUUCUCCAGCGGCACCGAUGGCCUCGGUGAUCUUUCUUCGGGCUUCUCACGCCUCCAGACAAUCCUCCCGACCUCCGUGUGAUUCCGCGAGUGUUACGUCCAAGUGCCAAAAGAGGGGCCAUUUAACCCCUUGGACCCUCCCACCCUGAAGAGACUCGCGCACCCCGGAGACCUCGCCCAGUUUCGGGGGAGAGCUCUCACCUUGACGAGCUGAUCUGCAUGAUCAAGCGAUUUUGUCACCGAAGAAAUUCUCGAGCAAGACGUUCCUCUUUGACGAAGGAUUCGUGGAAUAUUUGUCUCGACAGCGAGGUCUCUUCAGGGUCGGGUACCAUCGACCUUACUCGUCGUCGAGAUUCGCUCCUGGGAGUACCUGCGUCGUAGGCUCGGCCAUCAGGCAAAUCGUCGGAAAUUCAGGCGAAUUGUCGGAAAUUCAGGCGAAUCGCAGAAAAUUCCGGUGAAUCGCAGAAAAUUCCGGCGAAUCGCAGAAAAUUCCGGUGAAUCGCAGAAAAUUCUGGCGAAUCGCAGGAAAUUCAGGCAAAUCGUCAAAAAUUCCUGCGAAUCGCAGAAAAUGCAGGUGAAUCGCAGGAAAUUCAGGCAAAUCGUCAAAAAUUCCUGCAAAUCGCAGAAAAUUCCGGCAAAUCGCAGAAAAUUCCGGCGAAUCGCAGAAAAUUCCGGCGAAUCGCAGAAAAUUCCGGCGAAUCGUCAAAAAUUCCUGCGAAUCGCAGAAAAUUCCGGCGAAUUUUGCGAAUCGUUAGUUUUAAAUAACCGCUCUUCAUAAAGGGAAAGUGUGUAACGUAGAAGAGAGCGAAGGAGAUCCAGUGGGAGGGCGUAUACGAUGAAGAGAAAUCCACUUUGUCCAGAUACGUUUAUUUCCGAGUACUGCCCAUUACGCGCGGGAAUGAACUAUUAUUUAUCGGAUGUCCGAGGGCACCUUCUCGGGGAGUCGUUUCUUUUCGCGUCGUCGGUCUCGUCUGGACCAGGAGGAUCUCUGCCUUUCAACGUACGGAUGAGGAAUCGCCUCGACUCGCGCGAUUCUCAUUUAUUUAGUACAAAUUCCGAACUUUCCUGCGAAAGGAAGGUCAAUCGAGCCGCGGCCGUUUAUUCUUAUUGUUAGGAUUAUGCAGUUUCAGAUUCCAGUGGGACGCAGCUUCGCGAAGACUUCCCCUGCGUUUAGUCGACCCUCGCCAUCUUUCUUUCUUUUUAUUUUUAUUUUUUUUUCUCCUUUUUGAUAACAGUCAACGAUCUUUUCUAUCCGGCGUUCCGUUCAGCGGAAAUCGACCCGGAGGUUUCCUCGUCUUCUGACCCCAGGCUCGAUUUUUCGCCUCGAGGCCGGACCAGGCAGAGUUAUACAUAUGCAUAUACAUACGUACAUGUAUAUAUACUUGCCUGUACAUACAUACGUGCGAGGGAGUGCAUAUGAAAUGUAAUAAGUUAAUUUGUAUAGAGAAGAGAGAUAUAUAUAUAUAUAUACAUAAAUAAUGUGUAUAAUUUUACUGUAUCUACGGUUAAGCGUAAGAAAAGACGUUCGCGAGACUUGACAAAUAAAUUGAUUUCUUUUUUUAA
Messenger RNA from Orussus abietinus, 7150 nucleotides. RefSeq names its product mediator of RNA polymerase II transcription subunit 1 (gene MED1). Gene Ontology annotation, molecular function: transcription coregulator activity. The transcript has 8 exons. Gene Ontology annotation, biological process: regulation of transcription by RNA polymerase II. Gene Ontology annotation, cellular component: mediator complex. NCBI's taxonomy places the organism in Eukaryota, Metazoa, Arthropoda, Insecta, Hymenoptera, Orussidae. The record is from RefSeq and is a predicted model, not a curated record. The coding region runs from base 96 to 5342 and encodes 1748 amino acids.